AUGUCUCCCGCAUUCGCUGCUCGCACCGCUGCCCGCAUGGCCAUCCAGCGCAGACAAUUCUCUCUGCUCACCAACAUGCGCAACGUCGCUCGCUCCUUCGAGCCCCACCCCUUCCAGAGAAUGUCCCAGACCGGUGUUCAGGCAAAGCCCUACUACGGUGCCAUGCUCAAGAAGCGUGCUGCCACCGCAGGAAUGUUCUUCCCUCUCGCUGGCUUCAUUCUCGGAUGGCCCUACCUCACCUACCUGAUGUUCGAUGGCCGCAUCUAA
Messenger RNA from Colletotrichum karsti, 267 nucleotides. RefSeq lists its product as uncharacterized. NCBI's taxonomy places the organism in Eukaryota, Fungi, Ascomycota, Sordariomycetes, Glomerellales, Glomerellaceae. The record is from RefSeq and is a predicted model, not a curated record. The coding region runs from base 1 to 267 and encodes 88 amino acids. The transcript is spliced from 2 exons.